Molecule: messenger RNA, 2978 nt
Organism: Pristis pectinata (smalltooth sawfish)
Lineage: Eukaryota; Metazoa; Chordata; Chondrichthyes; Rhinopristiformes; Pristidae
Product: deoxyribonuclease gamma-like
Exons: 8
Coding region: 139-1038 (299 amino acids)
Biological process (GO): DNA catabolic process
Cellular component (GO): nucleus
Molecular function (GO): DNA nuclease activity
Source: RefSeq, a predicted model, not a curated record
CAUUGGCUGACAAAGUAAAAGAGGAAGGAAUGGGAUCGUACCAUCAGUGUAAUUAAAUAAAGGAGUUCUCGUCGCACGAACCCACUGUAUUCUGAAGAAAAUAGUUAACCAGUUGGUGUCUGUCCCUGACAGCUGAAAAUGGUAAAUCAGCUCUUCAUCUGUGGUGCUCUCUUUCUUGCCAGUUUUCAUGGGAUUCAUUCUCUUAAAAUCUGUUCCUUUAAUGUGAGAACAUUUGGAAAAUCAAAAGCAGCCAAGGAGGGAAUUCUGGAUGUACUUGUGAAGAUAAUCUCUCGUUGUGAUCUUUUGUUGAUGAUGGAAAUCAAGGAUUCAAGUAACCAAGCCUUUCCUGCACUCAUGAGAAGACUGAACAAUCACGGCAACAGAAAUGAAUAUACAUAUAUCAUCAGUGAACGUUUGGGAAUGAAUACCUACAAAGAACAGUAUGCUUUUAUUUACAGAAGUAAACUAUUAUCAGUGAAAAGAAGUUAUCAAUACCCGAAUUCCCUACCAGACAAUGAGGAUGUUUUUGCAAGAGAACCAUUUGUGGUUUGGUUUUCAUCACGCCAUACCUCUGUGAAAGACUUUGUCAUUAUUCCUCUACACUCAAUGCCCGAUUCCUCCGCCUGUGAAAUUGACGCAUUAUACGAUGUUUACACGGCAAUGAGACGACACUGGAAGGCAAAGUACUUCAUACUUAUGGGAGACUUCAAUGCAGAUUGUGGCUACGUCCGGAGGAAGGACUGGAAAAAUAUCAGACUGCGAAAUGAUACCAAUUUUGUUUGGCUAAUCGGAGAUGACAUUGAUACAACAGUAAAGGAAAGCACCCACUGUGCAUAUGACAGGAUUGUAAUUCGUGGUGGAAAGUUAUUAAAGGCAGUCGUUCCAAAUUCGGCCAAAAUAUUUAAUUUCAAGGAAGCUUAUGGCAUGACUGAAAGACAGGCCCUGAAUGUGAGCGACCACUUUCCUGUGGAAGUUGAUCUGCAGGAGUCCUAUGGCUUUUAUAGCUGGUUGAAGUCUCUCAAAGGUCUGAAAGGGUAGAAAAUGACUCACAUAAUGCCUCCUUCAAUUCUCUGUGGAAUGAGAGCAUAUUGCUUCUAUUAUCAGUUUUAAGCUUUGCAGUAAUUCAUUAUUUGCUUUACCACUAAGUUACGUUAUGAGCUCCAGACUUUAUUACAAGUACUAUAUGAAAUCUGUACAACUCAAAAGGGCCAUUCAGAGCUGAUGCCAGGGGAACCAUUUCUUUCCAAUCAACACAUUCAUUGUCUCAAAGAUUGAUUUCUUGGGUAAACAUUUGGCUCUUGUGUUUCUAACAUCAGAACAGGGACAAUAUAUUAAAAAUGCUUUACUGACUGGAAAGGUUUUUUUUAAUGGGCCUUGGGGUGGGGGUUGCAUCCUGAGGUCUGAAAGGCGUUAUUUAAGUACCAGCCUUCCUGUUUUCAAACAUUCCCUCAUUGCUCCAGAUAAACUUUAAGACUCAAAUGUCAUGCAAAGUCUUAGAAAAUGCCCAUUCCUUGAUCAAUUUCACUAACUAUACCCUAGCAACAGGGGUUUACAAAAUUCUCAUCAAGAUCUUUAUUACUUCAUAGUUUCAAUCUAUUUUAUCUAACUCAUCCUUUGUGGUGAUAUGUCCCAGCAUUGACCUCUUAGAGCUCCAGAUCCACAUCCUCUGAUCACUCCCCGCAUUAGCAGAAGCCUGUCUUUCAGUUACUGCAUCCCCAAUUCUAAUGGAGCAGGAUUCAGGCAUUGACAUGCGUUGGAGCUCAGCAGGGAGAACAGUAAGCAAUUUUAACUCUCCUACCUCAUUUGUAUGCCAACAAUUAACCACUAACCUGGAACAGAUGGGAAGCAAUAUCAAACCAGAGGAAAUCCGGACAAAAUGGAAGAAUUUUCUGUAGCGUCAUCUAAACGCUUAAGUUAGCAUUGGCAAGUUCACAGGACAGGAUGUCAAUUUUAACUAAUACUCAAAGGAAACUCUGUGGUUAAGUGACAUGGCAAGGACCAUGUUCAGUGACAGGAGAGGAAUUCUAUAUUAGGCUUAAUAUCAAAUAUUUCUAUUCUAACUUGCUGCUUGUAAGUUAAUGCAACAUGUCCUGUUUCAGAGAGAAAUGGCUGUUAAAAAUAUAUAUAAUUAUGAAUUAUUGGACAUUGACAGUGGUCUAUUAAAAUCAAAAGAGUUGAACAAUGCUGUUAAUAAUUUGUCAACACAAGCUGCUAAAAUCCUACAUUAGCUGUGGCAGCAGUGCUUCAUCAUAACGUACAUUAGAUGCUUUCUAAUAUAAAUCAAUUAAAUAAAAUAAAUCAACUACAAAAUAAAUCAAUAUCAUUACCUGCUAUGGAUAGAAUUUUAUAUGACUAUUAAAAGGGAAUAAACCUUCAUUUCAUUUUGUUCACCACACAGAACAGGAACAGAACGGAAAUGGAAGCAAGCAUUUUUAAUUAAAAAAAGAUGAACACACACUGAUGCACAUUGGUAAUCUGCUGCUCUGGCAGCAUAGGGUUCUGUGUCUGGAAUAAUCGGUUGAAAUCCCAAAUCAUAUUUCAUGAAUUUUAUUCUAUGUGUAUGUAUCAAAGGAAGAUUCUGGUCAUGAGUAAGAAAUAGAACAACAGAAGGAGAUUUACUAAGACAGAAGACUUGGGGCAUUCACUAUUAUUGAUGGGGUAAGAUGUUGAAGAGCAGAGAUAAAAAAAAUAAUUAAACAAUAGUGGCAACUAGAUAUGAAAGAAAAAUAAUAGGAAUCCAACCAAAGUCAAAGACCAUCACUAUCACACAUUAUCCUUCCUGUCUCUGUGAAAUCCUUCCUGUUCUCUGGUUAAGCUUUAAUGCAGACAACAGAAUUGCUUUCUUCUAAUUCCAUCAUCUGUUGCACAGCCUUGUGUGACUGUCCCCAUGUUGACUCCUUCAAACAUGUCAAAAGCAUCAUCAGAAUUGGAUUUUUGUCCAGACCCCCUCAAAGCUGACUCUAUAGAUUCCCCAAGGA